Juglans microcarpa x Juglans regia is the source of this 903-nucleotide messenger RNA. RefSeq lists its product as uncharacterized. The transcript is spliced from 2 exons. NCBI's taxonomy places the organism in Eukaryota, Viridiplantae, Streptophyta, Magnoliopsida, Fagales, Juglandaceae. The coding region runs from base 1 to 903 and encodes 300 amino acids. The record is from RefSeq and is a predicted model, not a curated record.
AUGUCUAUGCAAUUUGAGAGAAAUAGCAACAAGCUGCUGCUGCAGGGACUUUUGUUUGGUAAAGUGCAAGUGGAGGCUGGGGUUAACAUGUUGAAGUCUUUCAUUGGCCAACAAGGGUGGUUAUUACAGUUAGUAGCAGUAGAAGAUAAAAAGGAGAAAAUGACAGUGUUACCAGAAGUUGAAGAACUAUUACAACAGUUUGCUACUGUGUUUGAGGAACCAGUUGGGUUGCCUCCAACUCGAGAUUCUGAUCAUCAAAUUGUGCUGAGGGAAGGCACUUCUCCAAUUUCUGUGAGGCCUUAUAGGUACCCUUACUACCAAAAAACAGAAAUAGAGAGAAUUGUUCAAGACUUAUUGGUUAAUGAGGUGAUUAGACCAAGCCAAAGUCCAUUCUCUUCACCUAUCCUCUUGGUGAAGAAAGUUGAUGGCACAUGGAGAAUGUGCAUGGACUAUAGAGCUCUCAAUCAAGAAAUUGUCAAGGACAAGUUUCCAAUUCCUAUGAUCAAUGAGCUCCUGGAUGAGCUAUAUGGAGCAAGAUUUGGUGUCAUGGAAGUUGACUACUUAGGCCAUAUUAUAUCUGGGGAAGGUGUAAAAGCAGAUCCUACCAAGAUAUCAGCCAUGAUAGAGUGGCCUCUUCCUAAAACAGUUAAGGCUUUAAGAGGUUUUUUAGGCUUAACUGGUUAUUACAGGAAGUUUAUCAAGGAUUAUGGUUCAUUAGCUAUCCCAUUAACCAUGUUAUUAAAGAAAAAUUGCUUUGAUUGGACUGAAGAAGCUGAGAGGGCUUUUUUGCAACCCAUGCAUGUUGUAACUCAUCCUCCAGUUUUGAAGUUGCUAGACUUUUCUCAGGAAUUUUUCAUCGAAUGUGAUGCUUCAGGAGUGGGUUUGGGGGCUGUGUUGACGUAG